AGAAAAUACCAUCCAAAAGUCAUUGAUCAUUAUCAAAAUCCACGUAAUGUUGGUUCAUUAGAUAAAACUUUAACAACUGUUGGUACAGGAUUAGUUGGUGCCCCAGCUUGUGGUGAUAUUAUGAGAUUACAAAUCGAAGUUGAUGAUAAAAGUGGAAUCAUAAAGGAUGUUAAAUUCAAGACUUUUGGUUGUGGUUCAGCCAUUGCAAGUUCUUCAUAUGUUACAGAAUUAUUACGUGGUAAAACUUUAGAAGAAGCUGCUAAAAUCAGAAAUAACGAAAUUGCCAAAGAAUUAAGUUUACCUCCAGUUAAAUUACAUUGUUCUAUGUUGGCUGAAGAUGCUGUUAAAGCUGCUAUUAAGGAUUAUAAAACUAAACAA
This is a messenger RNA of Hansenula anomala, 378 nucleotides long. Its product is annotated as iron-sulfur cluster assembly scaffold protein. The transcript has a single exon. Lineage: Eukaryota; Fungi; Ascomycota; Saccharomycetes; Phaffomycetales; Wickerhamomycetaceae. Gene Ontology annotation, biological process: iron-sulfur cluster assembly; intracellular iron ion homeostasis. Gene Ontology annotation, molecular function: ferrous iron binding; 2 iron, 2 sulfur cluster binding. The record is from RefSeq and is a predicted model, not a curated record. Gene Ontology annotation, cellular component: mitochondrial matrix; cytoplasm. The annotation marks the transcript as partial.